AGAUAAAAACUGUCUUCAGCAAUAAAAGAUCUAAACAUUCCUCAGAUAUGAGCUCACUAGGAUCUGAUGGGAUGGACCUCCAUCACGUCUCAGAUUGAUCAGCUGCUGUAAAUGAUAUAAAAGCAAGAGAGAGCACCUACAGAUACAUCAGUGAGAUACAUCACACACUCAUCUACAUCAUGACCUUCACCAUCUUCUCCAUCACCUGCCUUACCCUGGUGGCCUCUGCUCUGGGUUGUGGAGUGCCUGCGAUUAAACCACAGACGAUCGGCAGCAGGAUUGUGAACGGACAGAAUGCCAUCUCUGGUUCUUGGCCCUGGCAGGUCUCUCUCCAGCUCCCCAAUGGUUUCCACUUCUGCGGAGGAUCCCUGAUCAACCAGAACUGGGUUCUCACUUCUGCCCAAUGCGCUGUCGUGGUCAACUCUCAUCGUGUCAUUCUUGGAGAACAUAAUCGUGGCUCCAAUGAUGAACCCAUCCAGAUCCAACUAGUUUCCAAGGUCAUCACCCAUCCGCUCUACAACAGGGUAACCUUCAACCAUGACAUUGCUCUGCUGAAACUGUCGUCUCCAGUCACAUUUACUCCCAGUAUCUCUCCUGUAUGUCUGGCUUCAUCAGGUGCCAGCAUCGUGCCUGGAACCCGCUGCUUCACCACUGGCUGGGGCCAGACUGCCACCACAACAAGCCCUGAGAUCCUGCAGCAAACAGUUGUACCCAUCAUAAGUCCUGCUGUGUGCAGACAGAUCUGGGGUCAGAGGAGAAUCACUGAUGCUAUGAUCUGUGCUGGAGCCUCCGGUUCCUCAGCUUGCCAGGGUGAUACUGGUGGUCCUCUGGUGUGUGAGAGUUCAGGGGUCUGGACUCUGGUGGGCUCUGUGUCUUGGGAAAGAAGCACUUGUGACCCCCGUUUCCCUGGAGUCUACACCAGCAUCUCCCAGCUGCGCUCUUGGAUUGACGAGACUAUUUCUUCCAACUAGAUCACCAGUCUGAAUAUUUAUUUUCUGUCAUUGUUUCCUUGUUGGUGGUCUUUUUGUUCAUGGGUUGGGUCAGUCAAUGACUUCAUGGUGAAGUCUGAGACUUCAUUCUGUUUUCCUGUUUCAGCUUUACAGAUAAUGAAAACGUUUCAAUAAAUGAGAUGAGUAAAAUAAAAUGAAAAAAAAAAAAAAAAAGCACUGGAGAAUGUUGUAGAGUGUAUUUAAUGACAUUUUAUAUCAGACAAGGCCUCUGCUCAAUCUGACUUUUGUUGCAGCCUGGAAUUAAACCACACCAUGCUGGUUUCGUUUGGCCAUAGGAGACUUGGCCCCCCAGCCUUAUUUCUCCCUAGGGGUGUAAUGAUUCAUUGAUAUCGAUCGAUACAUCAAUACAAUGUCUGAUGAUACGGCGCAUCAAUGUCACAUGUAAAAUAUGAUAUCUGUAGUAUAAAUAGGCACCUUAUUUGGCACUGGCCACAUUUUCACAUAAUGUCCAUAUAUGCAUUACCG
Molecule: messenger RNA, 1475 nt
Organism: Cyprinus carpio (common carp)
Lineage: Eukaryota; Metazoa; Chordata; Actinopteri; Cypriniformes; Cyprinidae
Product: chymotrypsin-like protease CTRL-1
Biological process (GO): proteolysis
Molecular function (GO): serine-type endopeptidase activity
Source: RefSeq, a predicted model, not a curated record